ACGACGACGGUGGGGAGGGGGAGGGGGACGCCGGCGACGAGGACAUGGCCGACGUACAGGACGCGCUGGACCUCGCCCCCGUGGUGAGGCUCACGGAGGUGGUGGUGGCCUCGCCCACGUCCGUCAAGGCGCUCUGGGACGUGCUGGACCCCGACCAGGUCGAGGGCCUCAGCAUCUACUGGUGGGCCGAGGCCGGCGCGGAGGCCAACCAGACCGACGCCGCGGACAACGCGGUGGCCCUGCAGUCCCUGACCGUGCAGACCCACGGCGGGUCGGAAGCGGCCUCCUCGUCGUCGCUGGGCCUCGGCCUCGGCCUCGGCUUCCUGGUGACGGGCCUGCGCUGCUACACCGAGUACCACUUCUUCCUCGUGCCGUUCAACCAGCAGGGCGAGGGCCGGCCCUCCAACUCGGCCAGGAUCAGGACGCUGCCUGGAGCCCCGUCCGCGCCGCCGACGCGGCUCGAGGCCACGCUCAUCAACGGCAGCACGGCGCUGGUCAAGUGGAGCGCGCCACCCGCGCACUUCCAGAACGGACCCCUGCAGAGCUACCAGGUGGUGGUGCAGGCCGGCGAGCCGCCGGAGCUGGUGAGCAACGUGACGCUGUCCGAGGACAGCGCGCUGCAGCUGCUGCUGUCCAACCUGUCGCACCACAGCGCGUACCACGUGAGCGUGGCGGCGGCCACGGCGGCGGGGCUGGGGCCCUUCAGCGCGCCCCUCACCGUGCGGCCCACCCUGCCCCUCGGCCAGCACCACAGGCACGACGCGGAGGGCGGCGGUGGCGGCAGCGAACUGCUCACCGAGACGUGGUUCAUGGCGCUGCUGGGCAGCAUGGUGGCCGUCAUGGUGCUGCUGUUCUCCGCCAUCAUCUUCCUGCACCGCCGCCAGCACCGCGCCAACAAGGAGACCUUCCUGGGCUUCUACGACUGCGGCGCCAACGGCCCCGUGCUCACCACGCCGCUGACGCUCAAGGCCUCGGAGGGCAUGCCGCACCCGCUGUCCGCGCCACUGUCGCCGCCGCUGUGCCUCGUGCCCCAGGACACGUACGGCGCCAAGUACCGCGGCGUUUCGCCCGGCGCGCACCCCCUGCACUCGCCCCGGGGCCACGUCGUCGAGGACCUCAUGCUGCCCGAGUACGCCGAGGCCAACGACGCGCAGUACGACGGCAGCAUGUCGCAAGGGUCAGCCAGCAGCAAGUCGUACUACGCCGAGGUGCGCAACCCGCACAUGAUGAGCACGUUCCAGUCCGCGGCCCACGCGGGGGCGGGCGGCUCCCACGGCGGCUCCCAGGGCAGCCAGCGCACCGGCACGGGUAGCAGCUACGGUGGCGCGGCCCCCUAUACCACCACCCCCUACGCCACCACCACUCUAGUCUGCAGUGCGCGGACGGCCAGCACCGCGCCCUGCUCGUCCGGCUCCACCAGCUGGAGCCAGGACAACGAUCGCGGGUACCCGCAGCCGUCGUACUCGGACCACGACAGCCGGCCCGGCCUGGCCAGCGCCGCGCCGCAGUGCUCCGGCCACUACGACAACUACAACAACUACGGGUCGCACGCUGGCAGCCACUCGCCGCUGGAGCACCGCGACGCCGCCGCCAGCCUGCAGCCGCGGUGUCCGGGAGGGCCGGGGUCGAACCGCUGCCAGAGCGCCGCCAGUGGAGGCAGUGGCGGCACGGCGGGGACCUUGGGCCGCGAGAACCGAAGGCUGAAGCUGUUACGGAGACAGCAGCACAACCGGCCCGGCCACGCCAAGGGGCUGCCGCCGUCCGGGACGCAGUCUUCGCAGCUCCAGCUCCUGCUGCGGUCUAGUCCGUCCAGCUCCCGCAGCGGCAGCACGCACGGCGAGGGCGGCUCGCCCCCCGAGGACGAGCACGCCGAGCACGCCGCCAUGACCCCCCUGCGCCAGGAGGCCAGCGACUACCACAAUAUUAAUUGA
Thrips palmi is the source of this 1931-nucleotide messenger RNA. RefSeq lists its product as uncharacterized. Gene Ontology annotation, biological process: cell-cell adhesion. The transcript is spliced from 11 exons. NCBI's taxonomy places the organism in Eukaryota, Metazoa, Arthropoda, Insecta, Thysanoptera, Thripidae. Bases 45 to 1931 code for a protein of 628 amino acids. The record is from RefSeq and is a predicted model, not a curated record. Gene Ontology annotation, molecular function: protein binding.